UGGGUUCGGAGCUCGCGUUUUGACUGAAGAGGGAUCUGACUGUAGCGCUGUUUGGAUUCUGAGGUAGAAGAGGAUCAUGGCGGGGUCGGGGAGCUCGAUGUUGUAUUCUUUCCUUUUGUUCAUUGUGAUUCUGUCACUUCAAGAGAUGUAUAGAGGGAAGUUGGCAUCAACUGAGUUGUUUACGAUUCUCGGGGGUUUCAUUAGUUCUCUCUUGUUCCUUGUGCUGCUCACUUUCAUUGGCAACUACCAGGAAACAUCUGGCGUGAAGACUGGCUGGGGUGCUGUUAUUAUUGCAGAAGCAGUUGCUCUUAUUGCUGCUAGCACUGUCCAUCGAGUUUGUAUCACUACAUGUUUCUUGUUCUCUGCUGGAUUACUGUAUGAGGUCAACAAGCUUUCAGGGAUGAUGCUUUCCAAAAGCGAAUCUAAAACAAAAAGGCACUGAGUGGUUGUAUUUGUUAUAAGCACAUGUUUAGAGAAGUAUCAGUUUUAAUGUAUCAGAUAUUUGUCAAACAUGUAACUUUUUUGAUCAAGUCAAACAUGUAACUUGAAUGAUGUGAUUCAAUCAAUAGCAUUUCUGGGAUUUGUUUACAUCA
Argentina anserina (silverweed cinquefoil) is the source of this 593-nucleotide messenger RNA. RefSeq lists its product as uncharacterized. The coding region runs from base 77 to 442 and encodes 121 amino acids. The transcript has 5 exons. The record is from RefSeq and is a predicted model, not a curated record. Lineage: Eukaryota; Viridiplantae; Streptophyta; Magnoliopsida; Rosales; Rosaceae.